AUGAGUAUCCAUCCCCUCCAAUCCCGUCGGGAUAAAGAAUUCCCUCUCCAGAUCUGCCAAACGGCCCUCUCGCCCUGGACCUUGCCCGUGCUCCCUACGCCAGCUACCAUUUCCAAGGCCCGUCGCUCUCUGAUAAACACGCUUCCCACCACCGGAUUGGGAUUUUCAGAGACAAAACGACACAUAGUCGACGAUAUUAUCCCCGGCUUCAACGGCAGCAGCCUCAGUGCCAAUUACUAUGCCUUUGUCACAGGCGGCGUGACACCCGCUGCUUUGUUGGCCGAUACUAUCGUAUCUGCCUACGACCAGAAUGUGCAUGUGCACCUUCCAGACCACUCCGUAGCAACGGAUGUGGAACAUCGGGCUUUGACGUUGCUGCUUGAUUUGUUCGAUCUAGAUCAUAAAGUCUGGGUCCACAAGACCUUGACAACCGGCGCGACGGGUAGCAAUGUGCUUGGACUCGCUCUUGGCAGAGAGUUUGUUCUUCGGGCAGCUGUGGAAAGGAAGGUAGGAGCGGAUCGCGCGGUUAUUAAGAGCGUGGGUGAACAUGGUAUGGCGGAAGUAUUGCUUGCUGCGGGCCUAAAAGGGUUACAAGUUCUGUCCACGUAUCCGCAUUCGUCAAUUGGAAAAGCAGCGGGAGUUCUGGGUAUUGGUCGGGCAAAUGUUAAGAGCAUCUGUGCUUCUGGUGGGAGCGAGAAUCAACGCCCACUUAGGUUUGAUUUUGAGAUUCUAGAAAAGGAAUUAUCUAGAAGCGAUGUGGCAAGCAUUGUUGCGGUGUCUUGCGGUGAAGUGAAUACGGGACAUUUUGCGACAGGGGGUCUUGAAGAGUUUAGGAAGAUACGGCAGCUCUGCGACAAGUACAGUGCUUGGUUACACGUUGAUGGCGCUUUUGGGAUGUUUGGACGUAUUUUGAAAAGCGGCAAAGAAUUUGACCGUGUUUUGAAAGGAUGCCAGGGGCUUGAAUUGGCAGACUCCAUAACAGGGGACGCUCAUAAAUUACUCAAUGUUCCCUACGAUUGCGGCAUUUUCUUCUCACGCCACGCGGAUAUCGCAGAGGAUGUCUGCAGGAACCCUAACGCGGUCUAUCUAAGUGUUGGUGCUGAUCGGUUGCUGGCUGGCUAUUUGAGCAUCCAGCUUACGAAGUUCUUCCUCACAACCCAGUGA
Histoplasma mississippiense is the source of this 1164-nucleotide messenger RNA. RefSeq lists its product as hypothetical. Gene Ontology annotation, molecular function: carbon-carbon lyase activity; pyridoxal phosphate binding. The transcript is spliced from 2 exons. The record is from RefSeq and is a predicted model, not a curated record. Gene Ontology annotation, biological process: carboxylic acid metabolic process. Bases 1 to 1164 code for a protein of 387 amino acids. NCBI's taxonomy places the organism in Eukaryota, Fungi, Ascomycota, Eurotiomycetes, Onygenales, Ajellomycetaceae.